GGCGGGAAAGUCUAAAGCGAGUGGCGGCCACGGCUUCUCGGCGGGAAGUGAUUUAAGUACAGAAGACUUUGUUCAAAAUGGAGUUCAAAAGAAAACUAUCAAAAUCUGAGGAUAAAGAAAUCCAUACAGAAGAUGCCUUCAGAAGCAAGAAGCAACCAAUUUCCAAAAAGGCAAAGAAUUCUCAUAUUCCUAAUGAAAUUGAAGAAAACGACAGUGUCUUUAAAAGGCUUGUUAAGACAUCAGGACUUAUCCUUAAAACUGGAGAGAAUCAAAAUCAAUUGGGUGUGGAUCAAAUAGUUUUCCAAAAGAAGCUCAUUCAGACCCUGAGGAUACAUCCUUCUUACCCCAAAGUAAUAGAAGAAUUUGUUACUGGCUUGGAGUCUUACAUUGAGGACUGUGAUAGCUUUCGGAAUUGCCUUUUGUCUUGUGAACGCCUGCAGGAUGAGGAAGCCAGCACAAGUAUAUCAUACUCUAAGAGCCUCAUCAAACUACUCUUGGGGAUUGACAUAUUACAGCCUGCCAUUAUCACAGUGUUAUUUGAAAAGUUACCACAAUUUCUUUUUGAAAACACAAACAAUGAUGGAAUUGACAUGUCUCGACUCAUUAUCAAUCAGCUAAAAUGGCUUGAUAGAAUUGUGGAUACCAAGGACCUCACCACUAAGAUCAUGCAGCUGAUCAGUGUUGCUCCAGUGAACCUGCAGCAUGACUUCAUCAUCAGCCUUCCUGAGAUCCUAGGGGAUUGUCAGCAUGCCGAAGUGGGGAAAGAACUGAGUGAACUAUUGAUGGAGAAUACUUCACUUACUGCUCCAAUCUUAGAUGUCUUUUCCAGUCUUCGACUUGAUGUGAACUUCCUCUCUAAGAUUCUCCAGUUGGUGAUGGAUAAGCUGUCAUCAGUCAGAUUGGAUGACUUACCUGUGAUAAUCAAGUUCAUUUUUCAUUCUAUAACAGCCUCCAAUGCACUUAAGGUAAUUUCUGAGCUUCGGGAGAAACUGAAUGUCCAGAAUUUUGUUUUGCCGUCAAGAGUUCAUGCUUCCCAAACCAAGUUGAAAAGUAAAGGAUUGGCAAGUUCUUCAGGAAAUCAAGAAAACAAUGAUAAAGACUGUGUUAUUCUCCUGUUUGAUGUGAUAAAAUCAGCUAUUAGAUAUGAGAAAACCAUUUCAGAAGCCUGGAUUAAGGCAAUUGAAAGCAUUGAUUCAGUGGCUGCACAUAAGACUUUGGACGUAGUGAUGCUUUUCAUCAUCUAUAACAACAACACUCAGACUAAGAAGAACAUUGAGAGACUGCUAAGAAGUAAGAUUCAGUCAGGCUGCAUUCAAGAGCAGCUGCUUGAUAGUACAUUCUCUUCUCAUUACUUGGUUCUUAAGGACAUUUGUCCAUCCAUCCUGUUGAUGGCUCAGAGUUUGUUUCACUCCCAAGACCAGAGAAUAAUUUCAUUUGGCAGUCUCCUGUAUAAAUAUGCUUUUAAGUUUUUUGACACUUAUAGCCAGCAGGAAGUAGUUGGUGCCCUUGUGACCCAUGUUUGUAGUGGAAAUGAAGCUGAAGUUGAUACUGCAUUGGAUGUCUUCCUCGAGUUGAUAGUACUAAACCCAUCUGCUAUGAGGCUGAAUGCUGUUUUUGUUAAGGGCCUUUUAGAUUAUCUGGAGAAUAUGUCCCCUCAGCAAAUACGAAAGCUUUUCUAUAUUCUCAGCAAAAUGGCAUUUAGCAGACAGCAUGAAACCAGCAAUCACAUUCAGGAUGACAUGUACCUGGUGAUACGAAAACAGCUCUCUAGCACCACUUCCAAGUUCAAACUUAUUGGAAUUAUUGGUGCAGUCACCAUGGCUGGCAUCAUGGCAGAAGACAGAACUGAUUCUUCUAAUUUGACCCAAGGGAGAGCUGACCUGAGCAACGAACUUUGUACACAGGUGACUUCCUUGCUACAGCUGGUUCAUUCCUGCAGUGAGCAGUCUCCCUAUGCCUCUGCACUUUAUUAUGAUGAAUUUGCAAACCUGAUCCAGCAAAGAAAGCUGGCUUCAAAAACCUUGGAAUGGGUUGGACAGACCAUCUUUAAUGAUUUCCAAGAUGCCUUUGUGGUAGACUGCUGUGUUAUUCCUAAAAUUGAUUUUGUGCUUUCUAUAAAAGCUCUCUAUGGACUUGAAGAAUACAAUACUCAUGAUGGGAUUGCCAUCAACCUCCUGCCGCUAUUUUCUCAGGAAUUCGCAAAAGAUGGGAAUCAGAUGACUUCACAGGAAUCAAAACAAAAAUCCAUGUCUCCAUUGUGCUUGGCUUCCCAUUUCCGGUUACUGAGACUUUUUGUAGCAAGACAACAUAAUGGAAACCUGGAAGAGAUUGAUGGUCUCUUAGAUUGUCCUAUAUUCCUUACUGACCUGGAACCUUUAGAGAAGCUGGAGUCCAUGUCAGCUAAAGAGCGUUCUUUCAUGUGUUCACUCAUAUUUUUUACUCUCAACUGGUUUCGAGAGGUUGUGAGUGCCUUCUGCCAGCAAACGUCACCUGAGAUGAAAGGGAAGGUUCUCACACGAUUAAAAAAUAUAGUAGAACUUCAGGAAAUCCUCAAGAAGUACUUAGCAGUCACCCCAGACUAUAUUCCUCCUCUUGCAAACUUUGACUUGGAAAAUUUAGAUGUAAUACCUCAUAGCACUUCUGCUUCAGCAAAAAAUAGAAGCAAAGGAAAAAUAGGUGGAUGGAAACGGAAAGCAGAUGGCAACAAAGUAUCCUCCCCUGACACACAUUCUACCGAGGAAAACACAGAAUGUGACACUGUGUCAUCUGGUAGAAGCCAUCAAGACAAGGAGUUCACCGGGAAGGAAGGGAAGACAUUAGUGUCCCUGCAGAAGUAUCAUGCAUUUUUCCGAGAGCUGGACAUUGAGGUCUUCUCUAUUUUACAUUGUGGACUGGUUACCAAGUUCAUCUUAGAUACUGAAAUGCACACUAAAGCUACAGAAGUUGUGCAACUUGGGCCUUCCGAGCUGCUUUUCCUACUGGACGAUCUCUCCCAGAAGUUAGAGAAUAUCCUGAUGCCUUCUUUUGCCAAGAGAAUCCCCUUCCUCAAGAAUAAAGGAAGCCGGAACAUUGGAUUUUCACAUCUUCAUCAGAGAUCUGCCCAAGAAGUUGUUGAUUGUGUUGUUCAGUUACUGGUCCCAAUGUGUAACCACCUGGAGAAUAUUCACAAUUACUUUCAGUGCUUCCUCGCAGAGGAUCAUGGUGUAGAUGACAGACCAGGAGUGGAAGCUCAAGAGCACCACAUCAUGUCGUCCUGUUACCAAAGGCUACUGCAGAUUUUUCACUCACUUUUUGCUUGGAAAGGAUUUGUUCAUCGUGCAAACCAUCAUCUUCUACAUUCAGCCCUGGGCGUCCUUGCCGGCCGACUGAGGCAAAUGGAACAGGAACAGCCUUUGGAGGAACUACUCAGCCAGAGCUUCAAUUAUUUGCAAAAUUUCCAGCACAGCAUUCCCAGUUUCCAGUGUGGUCUUUAUCUCCUCAGACUUAUGAUGGCCCUUUUGGAGAAAUCUACAGCUCCUACUCAGAAGAAAGAAAAACUCGCUUCCCUGGCCAAACAGUUCCUCUGUCGGUUGUGGCCUCAUGGAGACAGAGAGAAGAACACCGUUUUUAAUGACCACCUCCAUGAUUUGCUGUGCAUCUAUCUGCAGCACACAGGCAACGUUCUGAAGGCCAUAGAGGAGAUUGCUGGCAUUGGUAUCCCAGAAUUGAUCAACUCUACAAAGGAUGCAUCAUCUUCCACCUUCCCCACAUUGACCAGGCACACCUUUGUCGUUUUUUUCCGUGUGAUGAUGGCUGAACUCGAGAAGACAGUGAAAGGUCUCCAGGCUGGAACAGCAACAGACUCGCAGCAGAUUCAUGAAGAGAAGCUCCUAUAUUGGAACAUGGCUGUUCGAGACUUCAGUAUUCUCAUCAAUCUCAUGAAAGUGUUUGAUAUUUACCCCAUUCUGCAUGUGUGUUUGAAGUAUGGACGUCACUUUGUGGAAGCAUUUCUGAAGCAGUGUAUGCCGCUCCUGGACUUCAGUUUUAGAAAACACCGGGAAGAUGUUCUGAGCAUACUAGAAACCCUCCAGUUGAACACAAGGAUGCUUCAUCACCUAUGUGGUCAUUCCAAGAUUCACCAGGAUAUAAGACUCACCAAACAUGUGCCUUUGCUCAAAAAGUCACUGGAGCUGUUAGUUUGCAGAGUCAAAGCCAUGCUUGUCCUCAACAAUUGUAGAGAGGCUUUCUGGCUGGGUAAUCUCAAAAACCGGGAUUUGCAGGGUGAAGAAAUUAUGUCCCAGAAUUCCCAGGAGAGCACUACAGAGGAGAGUGAGGAUGGCACUGGUAUGACAUCCCAAGCCUCUGGGAGCAAAGCAACAGAGGAUGGUAAAGAUGAAGCCAAUGAUGAAGAAGAGGAUGAAGAUAGUGAUGAAAGUGAUAACUCUGAUUAGAUCCCAGAGACACUGUCACCCUCUUGUCUCUGGCAACCUCUUACCAUUGUGUUCAAAGUUUGAAGUCUGUUGUCUGCCUGUUUUGUCCUUCAAAUAUUGCUAAUUGGCCUGUGGAUUUCUCAGAUUGUCUGACACCAUCAGGAUUUCAGUGUGACAUAAUUUGUUGGUUUGACUGGAUCGUGAGUCUGGACUUUGGGAGCUAGUUUUGAACCUCCAGUUUAUUCUAGAAUUUAGGCUUAAGCUUUACAAAUACAUUCUUUUCUAAAUUUUG
Jaculus jaculus (lesser Egyptian jerboa) is the source of this 4701-nucleotide messenger RNA. RefSeq names its product FA complementation group D2 (gene Fancd2). Gene Ontology annotation, molecular function: DNA polymerase binding. Gene Ontology annotation, biological process: interstrand cross-link repair; double-strand break repair involved in meiotic recombination; mitotic intra-S DNA damage checkpoint signaling. The transcript is spliced from 44 exons. The coding region runs from base 78 to 4430 and encodes 1450 amino acids. Lineage: Eukaryota; Metazoa; Chordata; Mammalia; Rodentia; Dipodidae. Gene Ontology annotation, cellular component: condensed chromosome; nucleus. The record is from RefSeq and is a predicted model, not a curated record.